Molecule: messenger RNA, 1842 nt
Organism: Plasmodium knowlesi strain H
Lineage: Eukaryota; Apicomplexa; Aconoidasida; Haemosporida; Plasmodiidae
Product: tryptophan-rich antigen
Exons: 2
Coding region: 1-1842 (613 amino acids)
Source: RefSeq, a predicted model, not a curated record
AUGGAAAGCAAUGUACUGAAAAAUGGCAAAUUCGCUGCACUCAACCUGGCUGCUCCCAUCAUAAAUGAAGGAAUGAAUGUCGGCAAAAGACUGAUAGAAAAACUAACCAUACCGACAGUGGCCGAUAUAAUACUAACAAUAACUUUUUUCGCUCUAUACAAGUUAUAUAAUGACUUUAAAAAAAUGAAGUUCCUGCAACCACGAGAAAACCACCAAAUAAUAUACGACGCGUUCGGAGUUCUAGAAGGAAAUCUCACCACGGAGGAAAAAAUUCAAAGGCAGUUAAUGAAAAUAGAAAAUCAUAACAGAAGAAUAAAAAAAUUACAGGAUUGGUUUAAAGAUGUAGAAAAGAGAGUAAAAGCAGAAAGGAAAAAGAUAGAUUUAGCAACCGGAAGAGCCAAAAGUGAUGAUUUAAUAGGAAGAGCAAAACAUACGGCACAAUAUGUAAUCAAUCCGGAACAAGAAAUAACGCUAGACGAUAAGGAAGAAAAAGAAAUAAUGGAAAAUGGAGUUAAAAAAAUCCAAAACGGGUUACAAAUCAUAGAAGAAUUGAUACAAAAGAUUGAUGACGGCACAGGGAAAAUUCCAAAAGACAAUUUAGGAUCAUAUAGACAAGAAAUAGAAAUCCCUGAGGAUAAAAUGGCAGAAUUUGAUGAAGGCCUGGAAUUAUUUGAAGAAGGCUUAAAAAUAAUUCAAGAUCGCGUACAGAACAAUGCAGGAGAAAGUGAAAUAGAAGAAAUAAAAAUAGAACUAGAAGAACAUAGCGAUGAAGAGGAAGAUAGGAAUAACUCAUCUUUCUAUUUAUAUUCCCGAGAUGCAAAUGUACAAGAACCAUGUUUAUCAUCAAAACUGGAAACAUACAGAGGGAAAAUGGCGGAAGUAGAAAAGUGGAUAAACCAAGUAGAUGAAACGAUGAAAAACGAAGCAAAGAAGAUAAGGGAAGGAGUAGAAGCGGAAGUUAAAGCACCCGAAUCAUAUGCACAAGACGCAGGAAAGACGACAACAGUACAAGUAGAAAAUAACACAAUGAAAGAAGAAACACAUGAUAAUGAAUACCAACAAGGACAAACCAUGGAAGAAGAACCAACUGGUGAACUAACAGAAGAAUGGAAAGUUAAUGAAUGGAAAAAAUGGAUGAACAAUACAGAGAAUGAUUGGGAAAAAUUUAUGCAAUCCUUUGAACGUCAUAAGCAAAUGUGGAUUCAAGAAAAGGAAAAUGAAUGGGAAGAAUGGCUCACAAAUAUUCACUACAAUUGGCUUGGAUUUACCACCAAAUUGGAAGGAGAUUAUAUAAGCGAUAAAACAAAAUACUGGAAAAAAUGGGAUGAAAAUGAAUGGAAGGGAAUAAUCGAAAUGGAGUGGACGAGACCUAUGAAAGUAAAGUGGGCAAAAUUGGUAGAGAAGAAUGAAAAAAUUUGGGGAGACAAGUUUUUUAAUUACUGGGAUAAUUGGAAAGAUAAAAAAUGGAACGAAUGGAAAAAUAAAAACUGGAAAAAAAAAGAAGAGGAACAGUGGAAUAAUUUCGAAGAAGGUAAAGAUUUAAAUAAUGAUGAAAAUUGGAAGGAAUGGAAUGAAAGAUUGUUAAGAGAAAAACAGGAAUGGAAAAAUUGGGUCAAUGAAAAAGAAGAUUCCCUAAUGGAUGCAGAAGAAACACAUUGGAAAAAGUGGAAAGAAUAUAAGUGGAAUUACCUGAAUGAAUGGAUGAAACAAGUCAAAGUGAAAUGGUUAAAGGCCAAACCAUGGGAAGUCUGGAAGCAGGCAGGAAGCGAUAUCUACGAAUCUAACAUAAAAGUGAAAGAUGAUGUGCAACACAGUGAAAGGGAGGAUUCACUGAGCUCUUAA